Messenger RNA from Diuraphis noxia (Russian wheat aphid), 801 nucleotides. RefSeq lists its product as uncharacterized. The record is from RefSeq and is a predicted model, not a curated record. NCBI's taxonomy places the organism in Eukaryota, Metazoa, Arthropoda, Insecta, Hemiptera, Aphididae.
AUGUCUUUUACGUCGGUAUAUACAGAGCGAGCAAAAAAUAGUAAACAGGUUUUAUUAGCAAUAGCAAUCAUACAAAUAUUAGGUAAGGACGGUUUAUGGUAUACAUGCCGUGCGUUACUAGACAGUGGAUACCAAAGUAAUUUCAUCACCGAGGAGACAAUGAAAAAAUUUAAUUUACCACGAAAAAGUGUAAACUUACCUAUUACUGGUGUGGCAGAAAGCAAACAUAACGCGGAAUACAAACUUAACAUAAUAAUACCAUCACGGGUAAAUUCAUUCCAACUAAUUAGACAAGCAUUAGUAUUAUCAAAAAUAACUGGUUGCUUACCAACAAAUACAUGCAAUGCACUAAAAUCAGUUGUACCCGAAAAUAUCACAUUAGCAGAUCCGCAUUUCUAUCAACGAGGAAAAAUAGAUAUACUUAUAGGAGCGGACACAUAUUGGGAGAUUAUGGGUACUAACAUUUUCAAAGUUAAUCCGUCUGGUCUACACCUACAAGAAACAAAGUGGGGCUGGAUAGUAGCGGGAGGAAAUGUACAAGGCGCGGAGAUUGCAUUAAACAGUUGUAUGUUUAUAUGUACGGAACAUGACAUUAGCUUAUCGGAGAAAAUUGAAAUGUUUUGGAAAGUAGAAGAAUGUAUAUCAAAAGAAAAUUGGUCAAAUGAAGAAAAACUUUGUGUUGAGCACUUUACAAAAAAUACAAGACGGGAUGAGACGGGAAAAUUUAUUGUUAAGUUACCAUUAAAAGAUAAUGCAGUUGCUCCAGAGGUUAAACAUUGCUCCAAAACAAAUAUAUAUUGA